UUUCGAGGCGGGGUGCAUGAAGAAGGUGUGUUUUUUUGAGAGAGGAACAAGGGGAGGAAUCUUGUGGGUGGUAAAGUUUGUCCCAUCCCUGAUAAGCAAGCUGACUGACAGACUUGCCAGGUUGUGCCUGACUUAAUGCCUUUUGGUUGUGCUGUAGUGUAGAGCAUAUACUCUAGUCAAGCUUGCAAAGAUGUCUGAAUCAGCGGAGGCCAACAUGAGCAGCAGGAGAAAUAUCACCAUUGAGAUCAAAAACCUCACCAAAGACUUCUGCCUGGCUAACCCCAAGGUUUAUCUAGACAGUGGAGUCACCUUCAACCCUCCCCAGCCCACAGUACGCCCACUGAAGACCGAAGUGUGCUCCUUCAGCAAGACAUCUGGCCAAGCCCAAGGCAGUGUUGGUGUCUUGACCUACGACCUCAUGGAGAGGACUGGGAGCACAAAACCAGAGACACUGUGCAUGAUGUUCUCUGUCCCAUAUGACUACAACCUGUAUAUGAACUGGUUUGCUGUGGGCAUCUUCGGCAAGGGCCGGAAUUGUGAUGAGUCAUUGUUCAAGGAGAUGUACUACAAUGAUGAGAGCGGCUUUGUCAGGGCAGAGGCCAAUGGGUCAGGCAUCAACUAUAUAGGCACAGAUCUGGAUGUCAAAGCCACCAUGUCCCCCAUGGGCCGAGCCAUCAUGAAAGUGGAGGUUUGGGAUAAGCUCUUCAUACCUCAGGCCCAGAAACCUAAGUGGUAAUACUAGUCCUUUGCUUAAAAACAUCCCCACACCAAAUGCCAUAGUUGCUAAUAAUCUGAAACCAUAAUACAAUAAAUUGGCGUGUAUGUUUGUACAAUAACUUGGAUGUAUGGAUAUGCACUUUCCAUAAAAAAAUAAAAAAAUAAAAAUGAUUAAAAAAUGGUA
Molecule: messenger RNA, 901 nt
Organism: Conger conger (European conger)
Lineage: Eukaryota; Metazoa; Chordata; Actinopteri; Anguilliformes; Congridae
Gene: apnl
Product: actinoporin-like protein
Exons: 3
Coding region: 191-736 (181 amino acids)
Biological process (GO): cytolysis in another organism; pore complex assembly; monoatomic cation transport
Cellular component (GO): pore complex
Molecular function (GO): channel activity
Source: RefSeq, a predicted model, not a curated record